Messenger RNA from Didymodactylos carnosus, 1743 nucleotides. The record is from the annotation of a GenBank genome assembly. NCBI's taxonomy places the organism in Eukaryota, Metazoa, Rotifera, Eurotatoria, Philodinida, Philodinidae.
AUGAACAAAAUCCUCAAUAUCUCGAUCUCAUGUUACAUGUUAUUGAAUUCAGCAUCAAAUUUUCAGCAAUUUUAUUUGCUCAAAGUAUUAAUUUCUCUUGUUCAUCAAUGUAAUUAUAAACAGUUGAAACAAAUACAACAAUCUGUUCAGCUAUAUAAUCCGUCGAGUGAAACCGUAAGUUUUGUACAUAGAAAACAUUGGUUAAACCUAAUUGAACCCUUGAUAGAAUAUUCGGUAGACGAAAUUGUUCCACAUUCAUAUUGGUGGAAAGAAGUCGAAUCGAAUUUUUUCAACAGUCUAUUCGGCGUUCAACAAUAUCGUAUAACAAAUCUUUUCAUAAUUCGAAAUUCGAAACUUGAAGAACAAUUUGAGUCGAUACGAGCAGACAUUAAUGAAGAUCGUCUUCCAUUCUAUGUCUAUCAUGGUUCAGCCCCUGAAUGUCUACAACAAAUAUCGAAAACUGGUUUCAAACUUCCUCAAGAAUUACCCGACAAUGUUGAAGUAUUGGAUCCGGGCUUCUUUGGCAAUGGUAUUUAUCAUGGUUUUGCUGCUGAUUAUGCAAUACAGUAUUCGGAAAAAUAUAAACAGGGAUCAAAUCAGAUUAUGAUGAGCUGUAUAACAUCAGGUAAAUCGUACACAGUUAAGAAAGGACACGACAAAUAUGGUAAAAAUGUGAACGUGGUUACCAUUCACAUGUGUCACCGGAAGGUAAAGAAAUUAUUUUGUUUAAGUCAGCACAGAUUUUACCAUUGUUUAUUAUACAAUUUAAAAAAGUAUCGAAUCAAAUAAUAGAAGAAGAACAACCGUGAUGAAGUUUGAUUUUAUUGACACAUACUGAUAUUCAAAGUAUUCCAAAACAGACUCAUCCUUUUGAUUCUCUUUUCAAGACUUGAACGAAGGAAAGAAUUAGUUGCUUUUUUUAGUUACGUUGGACGACUUAAUCAAAGAACAAAGUCGGAAAUCAUGAGAUUUCCCUGACUCCAAAAAUAUUAUAAAAUAAAAAUAUCUUUUUACUGAAUUGAUGUUGACACAUUGAGAUAUUUUCCCUUUUGAUGGUAAAUGAUAUAAGGCAUGUUCGCUCUUCUGGUACUCUCAUAUAGAAGAGCUCAUAAUACUGAUGAAUGCAUAAUGUUUACAUCAAUGUAUCUAAACAAGAUUUGCUCGAUGCAGUAUUUCCGUAUCUCAUAUUAACUGUGUUUCUUUGCAAAAAUAUAUUUUUUUAGUCGAAGUUAAUAUAUUUUUUAAUACACUAAACACAAAUAAUAGGUGUUUUAGCUUUGUAUCAAUUUCCUUUGAUAAAAAACAAAGGAAAUUGAUGUUUAAUAAAUAAUUCGCUUAAUAAGAGAGAUACAUGAUGAUUUCGCAGUCAUAUGUAGCAAUGAUUAAGCUAUAUAUAUGAGAAAUUCGUAAGUUGACAGUCGAAAAUAAGUAAUAAGACAAAUAUGGAUUUUUGCUAUCGUAUCCAGCAUCUUUUAAAUUUAUAAGAUAUAAACACUAAAACCGAUCUGAUUUCGAUAUGUUCAUUGGAGUGAAAAAGUACCACAUGAUAGCACCAGCUUCUCGAUCUCAGCCGCUACAGAGAACAUCAAAGAUAACAUUAGUUAUAGAAGAUUUAUCUCCGAUACGUAGGUAAUAGCUGUGAUUUGUUGCAGAGAUGGUGAUGUUGUGCAAUUUUCUCUCUUCUUUUUAGAAAAUCGAAAACAACAGUGUAGUUUAACAAUAAAAAACACAGUGCGCUACUCC